Messenger RNA from Paraglomus occultum, 190 nucleotides. The record is from the annotation of a GenBank genome assembly. NCBI's taxonomy places the organism in Eukaryota, Fungi, Glomeromycota, Glomeromycetes, Paraglomerales, Paraglomeraceae.
AACUUUAGAAAAUAUACUUGACCUGCAACUGGUUGAAUUUGGAGGUUUACUUAAAAAAGAAUCAGAAGCAAUGAUAGAAAAGUUAGAGGAUAAAGUGGGAAUGGGAAAGAGUUUGUUAAAUAAAGAUGAAGAAAUAAACAAAAGAGAUUAUUCAGCAACCAAAGAACUACCAGCUUUAUCUAAAAAAUGA